Molecule: messenger RNA, 1018 nt
Organism: Magallana angulata
Lineage: Eukaryota; Metazoa; Mollusca; Bivalvia; Ostreida; Ostreidae
Product: spidroin-1-like
Exons: 3
Coding region: 126-926 (266 amino acids)
Source: RefSeq, a predicted model, not a curated record
GUUAGAAUACAUUAUGUUGAUUCUGGUGUCACGUGUUUGCCGUAUAUGUAUAUAAGGAAAACGCAUCUCCGUUACUUCAGUGCAACUUUACACCGGUUGAGCUCAGCACCACUGAACAAACAAAGAUGUUCCGACUUAUCUCCCUUGCCUGCAUUAUCGCCUGUGUGGCAGCUGACGGUUAUAGUACCGGCUAUGAUACCUAUUCUAAACAUGGUCACCAUAGUCACUAUGGGUAUGGCGAUGAUAGCUAUGGAUAUUUAGGAAACACUGGACUCGGAGGAAUCAACUUUGGACUCGGAGGUAUCAACAGUGGACUCGGAGGUAUCAACUUUGGACUCAGAGGUAUCAACAGAGGAAUCCAGUUUGGUGGAGGAGCAGCCGCCGCUACCGCCGCCGCCGCCGGAAAUGCUGCCGCCGCCUCAGCUGCCGCCGCUGGACGUAAUGCUGCCGCUGUUGCUGCUGCUGUCGCUGGUCAAAAUGCCGCUGCUGCAACAGCCGCCGCCGCCGGUAACGCUGCCGCUGCCACAGCAGCCGCUACGGCUUCAAAUAUCGGACAUUAUGGUAUCUAUAACCCAGGAUUCAGUUACUAUGGGCCAGGAUUCAAUUACUAUGGGCCAGGAUCCAGUUACUAUGGACCAGGAUCUAAUUACUACGGAAUCGGCCCCUACAGCACUUACGGCAACGUCCCGUACUACAACAACAACUACUAUUAUGGCAACUUUGGACUCGGAGGAGGCUCCGCCGCCGCAUCUGCUUCCGCCGCCAGUGGUUUUGGAGGAUCCGCUGCCGCUACCGCUGCCGCCGCUGGAGGUUCUAUCGGUGGAAUAAAUAUUGGUGCACCUGGUUUUGGAAUCGGCGGUGUGGGCAGACCUAUCUUUGGUGGAUCUGUACCUAUCAUCCCAAGGAGAAGGUCUAAGGUUUACUAGAAAGAAGACGCGGAUUUUCGACACGGAUUUUCGACCAAUAAAUGUUUUUGUUUGUUCAGUUUUUCUCAAAAUAAAUUCAGCAUAUCAAAAUA